Messenger RNA from Saprolegnia diclina VS20, 810 nucleotides. RefSeq lists its product as hypothetical. The record is from RefSeq and is a predicted model, not a curated record. The transcript has a single exon. NCBI's taxonomy places the organism in Eukaryota, Oomycota, Saprolegniomycetes, Saprolegniales, Saprolegniaceae. Bases 1 to 810 code for a protein of 269 amino acids.
AUGGUGCGCUCGGACGGCGCCACGUACCUCUUGGCGACCGCGGUUGCCCUCGCCGAUCUUUUGCAGAUUCGCGUCUGCCUCGACGCCCUCCUCUCUAUCUACAUGACCUGCUUGUACCACCGAGAAGCGCUCGUGCAUGUCUGCCCAUCGUGUGUCUCUGCCAGCGACGCCUUCUUAUCGAGCAACUACCUCGCCAGCAUCGUCUCGGCGCCGGGCUACGCCAUGUCGCUCUGGACGUACCAUGCGAACGACGACACGCCCCUCGUCCUCCUGCUCACCGAACUCAUGUGGUUUCUCACGGCCGUGCUCCUCGUUAUCGUCUACAUGAUUUGUGUCAAGAUGUGGAGCUCGCGGUCGACUCGGCGCGUGCACGCAGAGGUUUUAGGGGUCGUCGCGGUCGCACCACACCGGCGGCCCGCGCUGAAGGACGCGACGCCUCUCGGGCCCCGCAUUCGCAGCUGGCGGCGACGCACGCUGACCGAGAACUUUGAGCAGUCGGACGUCCAGCUGCUCGCGUUGACGUACGGUAUCAUCGCGCCCUUCCACGACGACCCGACCCACGACGGGUUUCUGUCCCCAUCGGGCGUCUGGCUCCUCGGGUACUUCAUGCUCUGCGACCAGUACCUCGUGGGCAUUAGCGACUACCCGUGGCUCUGGCUCAACGUGCUCUGCCGACGCAACGUCGGGCGCGUCUACUGCUUCCGCAUCCAUCGCGACGGCCACACAAGCGCCAAUCUCGAGAUGCUGCAUUUCCACGCCGUCGACGCCAGCGAUCUCAUUGCGCGUCUCUCGCUGCGGCACUUGCAUUGA